Molecule: messenger RNA, 435 nt
Organism: Racocetra persica
Lineage: Eukaryota; Fungi; Glomeromycota; Glomeromycetes; Diversisporales; Gigasporaceae
Source: the annotation of a GenBank genome assembly
AUGUCUUGGAUGCAAACAAUCAACCCCAGUACAAAUAUUAAAAAUGUAAAAUGCACUAUUUGCUUCCAAAUAGAGGUAGAAUAUCAAAGAAAACAAGAAAAAGAUCAAAUUCAUGAAAUCGAAAAAGAAGAAUUUAUACCUAGUAAAAAACUUAAAGUAACUACCAAAAUUGAAGAAUUCAACUUUAACAAAAUUGAAAGAACUGAAAUAGAACAAAUGAAACAAGAAAUAACCAACCUGAAAAAAUUAGCUAUUGAACAAAGUGAGAAUAUAAAAUACCUUGCUAAAGCAAUAAAAAUCUACCAAGAAAUGAAUAACAUACUCCACCUCGAUAAUAUUGAAUUAAAAAGAAAAUUCAAAAAUCUUGAAAAAAGAGAUUAUUUAAUACGCGCAAGACAAAUAGCAGUAUGGCGAAACCAAGCUGUAACUGAAUAG